Messenger RNA from Clonostachys rhizophaga, 678 nucleotides. The record is from the annotation of a GenBank genome assembly. NCBI's taxonomy places the organism in Eukaryota, Fungi, Ascomycota, Sordariomycetes, Hypocreales, Bionectriaceae.
AUGAGAUACAAGAACUGGGUAGAGAAGGAGAAGGAUAUAUUAUAUUGCCCCGGAAUCCCGGGUGCGGGGAAGACAAUCCUCACAGCUACCAUUAUUGAGGAUCUUACCUUGCGGUAUCAGAACAACCAAAAUAUUGGCAUUGCAUACAUCUAUUGCAACUUCCGCCGAAAUGAUGAACAAAGGGCAGAAGACUUACUUGCAACCCUCCUAAAGCAACUAUGCCAACAUCGGCCGUCUCUCCUAGACAGUGUUAGACUGCUUCAAGCCGAUACACUGAAGGCCAAUAGAACAAAGCCAACGUCGAAUGAAGUUGCAGAAACUCUUCAUGAGGUUGCCUCUAUGUAUUCUCGAGUGUUUAUUAUAAUCGAUGCACUCGAUGAAUGUCAAGUGAAGGAUGGCUGUCGCAUAACAUUUCUAAACGAGCUUUUAACCAGGACAAAUCUGUUUGCGGCCUCAAGGCCGAAUCCAGAUAUCGAGCUGAAUUUCAAAGGCUGGGAUUGGUGCAGGAUCAGUGCAAGUGAGGACGACAUCCGUGCAUAUAUAAAUGGAAAUAUGUGGCAAAUGUUGGGAUUUGUCCAAACAAGAUCAGAUCUUAAGGAUGCGAUUGAGAAGGAUAUCACAGCAGCAGCACAAGGAAUGUCUGAUCCAAUUAUCCAUUCCAAGAAUCCCGACUACUGA